GAAAUAUUACACAACCAAAUUCCGGUCCAUUGACAUCGAAUCCUAAUAUUUAUAUAAUGGAUAUUAGAAAUUAUACUUGGAUUAAUUCAUUUGAAACAACAAGUGUAAAAGAAAAAGCAAAUUCUGACCCAUCAACAACACAAUCACCGACAACUACUUCCAUAAUUGUUUUUUCAAAUAAUUCUAAUAAUGAAUUGGUUACAAUGAAAAUUAUAAUCGCAUCAAUUGGAGGAACUGUGGGCGCCGUUAUAAUUAUGGUAUUUGGAUUUUUAUUAUAUAGAUGGAAUAGAAAUAGGAAUGAACAAUCUCCUAAAUACAUUAAUCAGGAACAUAACUUACCUGGAAGUAUUGUUGCUUAUUAG
Messenger RNA from Funneliformis mosseae, 362 nucleotides. The record is from the annotation of a GenBank genome assembly. NCBI's taxonomy places the organism in Eukaryota, Fungi, Glomeromycota, Glomeromycetes, Glomerales, Glomeraceae.